AAACUGCAUUGUGCUCAUCCUACUAGCAAAGAAAUGUCUGGUUCUGUCAUGAACUGCAGUGUUAUCACUCUGUGUAAACAACAUGUUUAAUGUCUUGUUGUCUAGAGUUCAAGCCCGCUGCCCUGAAUUUUAAAUGGACUUUAUGUAAUGGUAAACAAUAAACGUUAUGACAGUACUGUUACUAAACAUAUUGAGAAGCAUGAAUUAAACUCCCACUCUCAUCACGAUUGUCCACUGACAUCUCUCUCUCUCUUACUCUCUUUUUCACAGUAUCAUCAGGCCAUGCAUCAGAGCCUUCAGAUGCAGCAGCAGCAGAUGAUGAUGCAGCAGCCCAUAUAUCAAUCCCAGCAGCAACAGCAGGCUCACUACACUGCCCUGAUGCAGCAGGCCUUUGUUCAGCAGCAGCAGCAGCAAUGUGCUCCAGUCCAACAGGUGCCCUAUAUCUCUCCUCUGGAGUUCCAGACCCCACUGGGCUCCUAUAACCCUGCAGGACCUUCUCCCGUAGAGACCCCCUUCGCUAACAUCAGUAGAAACCCAGUGUCCACUGUGGAUGUCAUGAGCCCUCCUCCCCAGACUGUCAAUAGCCCUCCUGAUAUGUCUGCUUGGAACCCAUUUGGAGAAGACAAUUUCUCCAAACUCACAGAAGAGGAACUUCUCGAUCGAGAGUUCGACCUUCUAAGAGCAAAAAAGCCGGUAGAGCGAUCUGUCAGCAUGGAGGCCAGCAGCAUAGACAGACAGCAGCCGUUACUGCAGCCCUCUCUCCCUGAGGAUCCAUUUGGCUCUGUGCCCUUCCUGGCCAACGCAGCAGGAGCUGGUGUGCUGACAGCAGACCAUCCUGUUGAGAUGCCCAGUGUUGCUGUGACUGUUCCAGCCAUGCAAGACACAACCCUGCCAUCAGUCAAAGAAAACAAAUCUGCAAAGAAAAGUAGCUCCACUAGUUCACUGCCUCAGAAAGCAGGCGAGGAAUCAGACAGUGAUUUUGAGUCCGACCCGCCCUCUCCCAAAAGCAGUGAAGACGAAGAGGCGGAAGAGGAGGAAGGUCUCAACAGUGAACACGAAGACACCGAACCUGAGAACCUGGGUCAGAGGCCGUUACUCAUGGACUCUGAGGAAGAGAUAGAGGAAGAGGAGGACAAGCACAGCUCAGACUCCGAUUGUGACUCAAGGAAAGCAAAACUUGGGCUGUCGAAUGACAAAGCUGCGGUUUUUCCUCCGAGAUCUGUGAAAGCUGAAUCUGGAGCCAGUCUGAACACUCCUCCCAAUUCACCAAGUGUCGCCAUGCCUGUCACGAGCAUUGUGGAUGUGUUUGGUGCUGUUCCUUUUGUUGGCAGUGGUCAGCCCAGAGUGUCACCAGAGAGCUCAGAUAUUUUCGUCAAAGCCCCUUUUAGGCAGGCUAGCCAGGAGAACGCUGCGGAAGAGACUGAUGUAUUCACCAAAGCUCCUUUCAACAGAAACAUCUCCAGGUCCAGCUGGAGUGACGAUGGACCCAGCGGCCAGACGCCACCCGUUUCUCCUGACAGCGUGGAUGUAUUUGGAUUCUCGCCUUUCGAACCUGGCCACGUAAUAACCACUUCUAGGAAUCAAGAGGACGUAUUUGGCCAAGCACCUUUUGACGACGCAGCCAGUCCCCAGCAACAGAGGCAGAAGCAGCGCAGUCUUCAGAAACUCUCCUUGCGGCAAAGGCGCACCAAGCAGGAGGCCAGUGGAGGCAAUGGGAAGCGACACCACAGCACGCCCACCAGCGGCAAGAAGAGCAACAAACCCAGUUUCCGUACCCCUGAACGGGUGCGAAGGCACAAGAAAGUGGGUAGACGGGACUCGCAGAGCAGCAACGAGUUCCUCAGCACGUCCGACUCCAAAGAGAACAUCAGUAUUUCCCUUGGCGAGGUGAUGGAAAAAGGAGCUGCUUUACCCCCAGAGGAGGUUUUGUUGGAUCCGUUUGGAGCCAAGCCUUUUCAUCCACAAGAUGGCAGUCGACACGGUCAGCACCAGAGCUUAGGAGACAACAAAAGUGAGAUCAAUUCGACCAACGGCAGGCCGAGAACCAGCUCCCUACAUGGCGUGUUUGACGGGAAUAAGAUUGAUGACUUUGGAGCAGUACCUUUCACAGAACUGGUGGUCCAAAGCGGAGCUCCGCAAACCCCACCAAUAGAUCUCGACCCUUUCGGAGCCGCACCUUUCCCCUCAAAGCAGUGAAUGCCUUGUCUUCCAGCACACACACACACACACAUACACUGCUACAUUAUGCAAAGUCCAAGCAGCCUUUUGAAAUGUCUUUAACGGACGGCAGCUUUGUGCUGUGAUCUCUGUGUAUGUGCAGCCCAUUGGGACGUAGGCCUUUAAACUAGAUAACAUUCAACUUUUGUAGUUUUUCAAGUAUUUUAAUACCUAACUGGACAGCUAAAACACCUAUUUUCCUUUUGGUGACUUAAACCUGUGGUUGGUGGAUGCUUUCAAAUAGGCUUUUGAAGCAUAUUCUUUACACGCUAGAAAGCCUUCUAUGCUGCAUUUCAAUAAGCGCUCUGCUCAGUAAAAACAACAACAAAAACAGUGGAGAUGUGUGUAUAAUCCUUUGUUUUAAUAGGAUUAAGAGAAAAAUACCAAUGGCGAACAGCAUUUUGAUCAAGUUUGUACUCCAUUGUUGACCACUGAGUUGGUACAACUCCUAUCUACCAACAUGAAACACCAUAAAGCCUUAUCUGGGUAUUCCCCACCCUGCUUAACAGUACCUCGAAUACACAAUGGCUGUAGUAGCCCGUUUGUGUCAAUGGAAUCAUCUGAGUGUAGGCCUUCUCCGUUUUAAUGUCAUUCACAUAGACGAUUUUAUGCAUAUUUUUACAUUUUGUAAGAACGUUACAAUGUCUAUAUAAAUGAAAAGGGUCUUAACGUCCCCUUUAGUAAACUGACCACACAAGAGAAGUUAAACUUGCAGUUUAUUAGACAAUGUUGUAACUCACAUAGAAAUAGUUCUCCAACCUGAACUUAACAUAUUUGAUGUUAUCAAAUGAUUAGGUGUUCCACUACGUCUGUAACCUACAAUCAUGAACAAUUAGCUCUUGUGGAAAGGGAAAAUAAUUAAAGAAUGAGCUCAUUGCAAUUUUUUCCUAUUUAUAUACCAGUCACUUGUUUGAAGCUAAUUUUUUAAUUCAAUUUUAGUCAUGAAGAGUAUCACAAUUUUACUGAUAAAAGGGCCAUUUAGAAGAUACAUUUACACACUGAGUAUCUGCAGUUGGAACAUUCAAGACCAAAAAGAGCUUUUUUUCAAACAUUGCAAGAUUAGUUUUUUUCUUAUGUAAUACUACACUCUAACAAUGCAAUAAACGAUUUUUUUGGAGAUCAUGAGUCCCCGGUUUUUUUUUUUUGUCAGUCAGAUCUUUUAUUUAAAAACUAUCAUUAAAACUGCAGUUGAAAAGGACAACGUGAAUAUUUAAUCCGGUUUACAGAAGAACGCAUAUCCCAACAUAUUACCAACCAUACCAUGUGGUAAAAAUAAAUAAAAAUAGUUACACAUAAUCAAGCAUCAUGAUUCAGUAACAGCACAUCACCCUACCAUUAAGCACUAAAAACACAUUGUACUAUGUUAAAAAAAAAUGCAAUUGUACAGCUGUACAGUUCGCUAUUGUAAGGCAGAAAAUGAACUGAAAUAUGUAGCUUUCACAUUAGUCAUAAAUGUAUGACUUGAUAUCUUAGAUUACAAAUGGAUGAAAUGCAAUAUACAGAGUAGUGUAAAAUGCAUUCAGUGUAUGGAAGGAUUUUUAAAUUGCCAUUGUAACAGAGUAAACAAACAAUGAGUCAUCUCUCUACAUCAAUAUAAAUAAUACUGAUGUGUGUAUUACAAUAUGGAGCAACUCAAAAUAUAUUUUCCACUUAUGUAAAACAUUUGCUUAUUUCACCAAUCACUGAACAAGCCCUAUGAAAUCUCUGGUUUAUUCAAUGUUUUAAAUAAGACUAUAUGACUUAUAUCAUGUACAUUUAUUUCAAAAGUCAUGUUCACACAAACCCAACAUAAAUCAUAAGUGUGGUACUAUUAAGCUUGUGAAUCGUUGAAUUUUAGAUGCAAAUACAAAAAGUACACAUCAAAAUAGUAUUGAACUCACAAUA
Sinocyclocheilus grahami is the source of this 4101-nucleotide messenger RNA. Its product is annotated as putative BMP-2-inducible kinase-like protein. The transcript has 6 exons. NCBI's taxonomy places the organism in Eukaryota, Metazoa, Chordata, Actinopteri, Cypriniformes, Cyprinidae. The coding region runs from base 148 to 2196 and encodes 682 amino acids. The record is from RefSeq and is a predicted model, not a curated record.